GUGUUGAAAAAGCCAGAAAUUAAAGUGGACAAUACGGUCAUCUUUAUGUUUAAAUCUCGCUUCCAUGUGCCUUGAUAUAGAUAGCCAUUUUGACUUUACCGCCACAAUAAUAAUGGAGGGUGCUGUACAUACAAUAAAACACACGGGGCGAUUGACUGUGCGAUGCAACGCCGCCAUCUAAUGGAGACGUGGCAAUAACAGCGCUUGGCAUUACACAACACAAUGUAGCAUGUACCAACAUAUAUUUCGUAGGCAUUCCUCUGACUGGCUAGUCGCAGGUCACACGUUUUGUUACGCAUGAGAGUGUUUUGUAACUCUACGUUCGAUUACACAACAAAUUAUUUCUGACUGGUGUGGGCAUUAGUAGUGUGUGAGGGUAACGAAACAGCCAUGGCUCACACGUGCAUUCACUGGUUCCGCAAGGGACUCCGACUGCAUGACAACCCUGCUUUAUUGGCAGCGCUACAGGACUGCAAGGAAAUCUAUCCUGUGUUUGUCCUGGACCCUCAUAGCCCUGUCAACGUCAACGUUGGCAUUAACAGAUGGCGGUUCCUCAUCGGAGCCCUUAAAGACUUGGAUUGCAGCUUGAGGAAACUCAACUCAAGGCUGUUUGUGGUGAGAGGUAAGCCAGAGGAGGUGUUUCCUAAGCUGUUCCAGGAGUGGAAGGUGACACGGUUGACAUAUGAGUAUGACACAGAACCGUUCAGCCUUUGCCGGGACAAGGACGUUGUCCGGUUAGCUGAGGAGCAUGGAGUCGAAGUCAUCUUCAAAGUCUCUCACACCCUGUACAACAUAGAGAGGAUAAUUGAAGAGAACAAUGGGAAGGCUCCCCUGACAUUCAGUCGGCUGCAGACACUCGUCAAGAGUAUUGGCCCUCCCAGAAGGCCCGUCCCUGCUCCAACCAGUCAGGAUAUGAAGGAUAUAAAGACUCCGUGCCCAGAGCAAUACGAGCAGAUCUAUGGGAUGCCCAAGUUAGAGCAGCUUGAUCAGGAUCCUGAGAGAUUGACUGUAGAGCUAUUCCCUGGUGGAGAGCAAGAAGCUCUGUUGAGACUAGACCAGCACAUGGAGAGAAAGGAAUGGGUGUGUGGCUUUGAGAAACCCCAGACAUCCCCCAACUCCCUGAGCCCCAGCACCACUGUUCUCAGCCCCUAUAUGACAUUUGGCUGCCUGUCGGCACGUACUUUCUGGUGGAGACUCACCGACGUCUACCAAGGGAAGAAGCACUCCCAGCCUCCCGUGUCCCUUCAUGGCCAGCUGCUGUGGAGAGAGUUCUUCUACACAGCCGGCGUGGGAAUUCCCAACUUUAACAAGAUGGAGGGCAACCCAGCGUGUACACAGGUGGACUGGGAUAGCAAUCCCGAGUACCUGGCAGCAUGGACACAGGCCAGGACUGGUUUCCCCUUCAUUGACGCCAUCAUGACCCAGCUGAGGCAGGAGGGCUGGAUCCAUCACCUGGCCCGACAUGCCGUAGCCUGCUUCCUGACCAGAGGAGACCUGUGGAUCAGCUGGGAGGAAGGCCAGAAGGUGUUUGAGGAACUCUUACUGGAUGGAGACUGGUCCCUAAAUGCAGGGAACUGGCAGUGGCUCUCUGCUAGUACUUUCUUUCACCAAUACUUCAGGGUCUACUCGCCCAUUGCCUUUGGAAAGAAAACUGACAAAAAUGGAGACUACAUCAAGAAGUACCUUCCCCUCUUGAAGAAGUUCCCAGCACAGUACAUCUACGAGCCAUGGAAGGCUCCCCGCAGUGUCCAGGAAGCGGCAGGGUGCAUUGUGGGUAAGGAUUAUCCACGGCCAAUAGUGGAUCAUGAGGUGAUCAGCAAGAAAAACAUCCAGAGAAUGAAGGGGGCCUAUGCCAAAAGAUCUCCACAUUCCAGCAAGGAGUCACCCAGCAGCAAAGAGAAAGGUGGGAAACGCAAAGCAUCAUCUGUGUUGGACAUGCUGAUGAAGAAGAAAAAGACUGUUUAAUAAGAAUGUUUUAGAUAAGUGGUGGCAUUUUCUUAGGGGCAGUGCACGUCCCAGUGCAAAUGGCUUCCUAGUUGAGAAGUCUGGUGGGAGAAGUCUCAGUCUGGUGAAGUCGUCUCAGUCUUCGUGUGAGGAGGCAAGGACAUAGGCGCCAAUUGGACCUAACAAAAUUGUGAGGGGAGAAAAACUGGGGGAAAUAAAAUAUGGGGUUGAGAUUCAGUCCUGCAUUUUAGUUCUAGUGGAUGAUGAUGUUAUACUUCUCUGUUCUGUGCUUGUAUUACCUUUAGUGUAUGUUAGUUGGGAAAGGCAAUACCUUUUUCAGGUAUGUGUUGUAUGUAAAAUCAUUUAAAAUAAAGUCAAAUCAAGGCA
Esox lucius (northern pike) is the source of this 2331-nucleotide messenger RNA. It is a transcript of the gene cry5, whose product is annotated as cryptochrome circadian regulator 5. Gene Ontology annotation, cellular component: nucleus; cytoplasm. The transcript has 11 exons. NCBI's taxonomy places the organism in Eukaryota, Metazoa, Chordata, Actinopteri, Esociformes, Esocidae. Bases 391 to 1965 code for a protein of 524 amino acids. Gene Ontology annotation, molecular function: DNA binding; FAD binding. Gene Ontology annotation, biological process: circadian regulation of gene expression; entrainment of circadian clock by photoperiod. The record is from RefSeq and is a predicted model, not a curated record.